UUGAGUUAUCGGUUCUAGUUUGCCUUCUACAUUACAUACGUUGAUUUGGUUCAAAAAAAAAUAUUUAACUUUGGUUUAAAUUGCUAUACGUUCCCUUACAAAUGGAUAGAGUCACAAGGUUGAUUUCGGAGAGACCGGUAGUGAUCUUUAGCAAAAGUACAUGUUGCAUGAGUCACACUGUCAUGAGGUUGUUGAGUGGCUUUGGAGUUAACCCAGCAGUGCAUGAGCUAGAUCAGAUCUCGAGAGGUAGAGAAGUGGAGCAAGCUCUCUCUAGGCUUGGAUUCAAUCCUACUGUUCCAGCUGUCUUCAUUGGCGGUGAAUUAGUUGGUGGUGCUAAUGAAGUCAUGAGUCUUCACCUUAAUCGAUCUCUUAUUCCCAUGCUUAGAAAAGCUGGUGCUCUAUGGGUUUGAACUUCACCCUAGCUAUAUCGAAUAAAUUAACCGUCGUGAUCAUAGUUCAUAUGCUUAGAUAAGAGCUAGUACUGUUUUAUGGGUUCGAGCUUCCUUCUCCAUCAAGUAAAGUGAAUCGCAUUAAACUAUUACACGAAGCAUUAACUUAUAUGUAGUGUAUGUAACUCUGACUAUCCCUUUUUGUAGUACUUGAGUUUUAAUGUCAUGGUAGUCUCUUUGUGGAAUAAACAUUAGGCCUUUUACUUUA
This is a messenger RNA of Cucumis melo (muskmelon), 657 nucleotides long. Its product is annotated as monothiol glutaredoxin-S2. The transcript has a single exon. Lineage: Eukaryota; Viridiplantae; Streptophyta; Magnoliopsida; Cucurbitales; Cucurbitaceae. The coding region runs from base 102 to 410 and encodes 102 amino acids. The record is from RefSeq and is a predicted model, not a curated record.